Molecule: messenger RNA, 2110 nt
Organism: Boleophthalmus pectinirostris (great blue-spotted mudskipper)
Lineage: Eukaryota; Metazoa; Chordata; Actinopteri; Gobiiformes; Gobiidae
Gene: stk16
Product: serine/threonine kinase 16
Exons: 8
Coding region: 220-1161 (313 amino acids)
Biological process (GO): protein phosphorylation
Cellular component (GO): Golgi apparatus; cytoplasm
Molecular function (GO): protein serine/threonine kinase activity; ATP binding
Source: RefSeq, a predicted model, not a curated record
GAAGAAGAUGAUUAGCCCAGCCGCUAGUCGAAGCUAACUGAGAAAACAAAGCUCGAAUCAUGAAAAUAAGAGACCACUAUAGUGCAACACAACAUUUAGCAACAACCUGACAGCUGUUUGGACAAUGAGCAAGAAAGAACUCAUCAUUACACCAUGGCAUUUUAACCAGGUACAUAAUUGUCAUUGAAUGUUGUCUUCUGUGUAGGUUUUUAAAGUUUGAUGCUCAGCAAUGCAGUAGUCGCUAUGGGACAGACUAUGUGCAUUUGCGCCCGUGGGUCCGUCACAGUUGACAACAAGAAAUACUACUUUGUUCAGAAGCUAGAUGAAGGUGGCUUCAGUUAUGUGGAUCUGGUGGAAGGUGUAAAAGAUGGGCACUUUUAUGCCCUGAAGAGGAUCUUGUGCCAUGAUCGUGAGGGGCGGCAGGAUGCACAGACAGAGAUUGAGAUGCACCAAAUGUUUAACCAUCCAAACAUCUUGAGUCUGGUGGCACAUGCCUUUGUCGAACGUGCUGGCAAAACUGAAGCGUGGCUACUCCUACCUUACAUGAGUAAGGGAAGUUUGUGGUCAGUUCUUGAAAAACUGAGAGACAAAGGAAGUUUAAUGCCUGAAAAACAAAUUCUGCAAAUUUUUCGAGGCAUCUGUGCUGGACUUAAGGCGAUCCAUGAGCGGGGCUAUGCACACAGAGACAUUAAACCUACCAAUGUGCUCCUGGAUGAAAAUGACAAGCCAGUAUUGAUGGAUCUAGGGUCAAUGAACCGAGCCAGGAUAGAGGUCAGAGGAAGCAGGGAGGCAAUGAGCGUUCAGGACUGGGCAGCACAGAGGUGUACUAUUUCCUACAGAGCUCCUGAACUCUUCAAUGUGGAGAGCCACUGCAUUAUUGACGAGCGCACUGAUAUCUGGUCACUCGGCUGUGUGCUGUACUGUAUGAUGAUGCAGGAGGGACCUUAUGACCUCAUUUUUCAAAAGGGCGACAGUGUGGCCCUCGCUGUGCAGAACCCAGUGACCGUUCCACAGUCCUGCCGUUACUCUGAGGGCCUGAAAGUUCUGCUGAGUUCCAUCAUGGUGACGAACCCUCAGGAGAGACCAAACAUCAGCUGGGUCCUGGACCAGGUACAGGACCUGCAGAGCCGCAGCCCUAACACUCAAACCAACAUGGUCUGAUGCAGCUCUUUGCACCUUCAUACCUCUUGUUUCCUGUUAAAACACAUUUUAGCAGUUGGUACAGUGCACACGGAGUGAACUAGUUUUGGUCUAAUAUGAUUAUCAUGGCGGCUGCUUUUAAAUUUGCAAUUAAUUUUAAGAAUGGUGGAUAUUGAUGGUACUUUUUGUAUUGCCUAUAAUUACAGCCUUAGGUUUUUAACUUUAAGUGCUAUUUGUUUUAUUGAUGUUAUUUUUUUUGUGAUUUGUUAAUUAUUUUAUGAAAGCAUUACCUCUUAUCCUUUAUUGAAGUGACCUAAACAUUUUUACACAAUUUGCAUUCCCUGUUAAAAUUAAGGAGUUUUAAAUGUGUAUUUAUUUUUUAAUUUCUAGUGCACUUUUCAUGUGCAGUGCUGCUUUUAAACACAUGGUGGGGCUAUAUCAUCACGUUUGCCAUAGAGUAAGGACGUUACUGUCAGGAAACUAAUCAGUUCACACAGAUUUUGAAUAUGUUUAUGUAAAAUGCAUUUGAUCAUUUGUAUUGUUCAAAUAGGAACACCUUGAAUGUCUCAAUAAUAACCGCAGACCACACUUUUGUAUUUUGCACAUGCAACACAACAAGAUUAUAGUAAGAACCUAGCCUCAAAUUCAAUAUAUACUUACUUUUUUUUUUAAACUCUUUUAUUCCUGAAAUAUAAUAAUUAUUGUUUUGUGUGACUUUAGUUUUCUCAGGGUUCAUUCAAAUCUCAGUAGUAUGUUUUUAAAAUCUGAUGGUUAGUGAUAUGGGGCAUUUAAUUAUUAAUUAAUGCUUUUUAUGAUAGGGACUUGGACCUUAAAACACACUUGUUGGUAAAAUUGUACAUAUGACUGUUGAAAGCAUAACCUAAUGCUAAUUGACAAUUGGAUAUGUCACAUGACUUUGUUGUGUACUUGUAUGCUAAUACUGAUGACAAAUUAAAGGUUUGCAUUUGAA